Leptosia nina is the source of this 294-nucleotide messenger RNA. The record is from the annotation of a GenBank genome assembly. Lineage: Eukaryota; Metazoa; Arthropoda; Insecta; Lepidoptera; Pieridae.
AUGGCAGUAGGGUUAUCUCUGGAAGUUUAUCCUUUGACCGCUGACGAUGAUAAGCACAGGAGUAUUACAGUAUUUCGUGUUUGGCACAAAUCGAGUGCCAACGUCAAAAUGAGAGCGUACGGAAGCCGGCAGCUCUUCCCAGCAGGUUUGAGCUCUAAUUACGGCGGAGCCCGUGGCUCUAUCCAGUGCGGUCUUUGUUCAAUUCCAGAAUGUGCCUUCAAAUUAAACUUUUCUAGAACAGAGAAAACAAGCGCUAUGCCCUUAACGAGUACUAAUCGUGCCGUAGCCUCCUAG